GUUCCCCUUACUUGCAUAUAAAAGACUGAAUUCCAAAAAAUUAUUCACAUAUCACAUUUUUAUCUCUAUACUUUUGCAGCAUUGAAGAAAAAAAAUGGGUUCUCCAAAAUUACCGAUCACUAUAGUAAUACCAUUAAUUCUUUUAUUUUUUACCUAUGAUUCCAAGGGUGCAUCUUAUGAUACUUCUGGUUCACAGAUUAAACCAGUUGAUUAUGAGAAAGUAAAUUUAUCAGUCUACUAUGAAAGUCUAAGCAAUUCUUCUGCAGUUUUCAUUGUUAAGAAUCUUAGGGAAAUAUUCAACAAUGAUCUCAUUGACAUUGUCAAUCUUCAGUUAGUACCAUGGGCCAAUUCUCAUGUCAAUCAAACCAACAAUGCCAUUUCAUGUCAGAAUGGACCAGAUGAAUGUGAGCUAAAUUCUUUGGCAGCAUGUGCCCUCAAUAUUUGGCCUAAUGUGGAUGAACAUUAUAGUUUGAUUAAUUGCUUUGAGUUUCUGGCAAUUGAGAGAAAUAUCAAGAUGUGGCAGGAUGACUGUUUAAAGCAACUGGGUUUGCCUUUGGAGCCUUUUAUGAAUUGCUUUAAUAGAGGAAAUGGAACAGAGUUUGGACAAAAAUAUAUUGAUGAAACAGCAAAACUAGAUCCACCUCAUUCUUUUGUGCCAUGGGUGGUGGUGAACAAUCAACCUAUUGAAAAAGACUAUGAAAAUUUUACAGACUAUGUUUGCAAGGCUUAUAAAGGCGCUGCUAUUCCAGCAGUUUGCAAUGUUCAUUGAAUGAAAGUGAGAAAUAAAGUUACGAGCAAAUGAUCCCUGCUGAAUAUAUUACAUCUAUGAUUCUAUA
Medicago truncatula (barrel medic) is the source of this 836-nucleotide messenger RNA. RefSeq names its product gamma-interferon-responsive lysosomal thiol protein. The record is from RefSeq and is a predicted model, not a curated record. The transcript is spliced from 5 exons. Bases 95 to 769 code for a protein of 224 amino acids. NCBI's taxonomy places the organism in Eukaryota, Viridiplantae, Streptophyta, Magnoliopsida, Fabales, Fabaceae. Gene Ontology annotation, molecular function: oxidoreductase activity, acting on a sulfur group of donors, disulfide as acceptor.